This is a messenger RNA of Tauraco erythrolophus (red-crested turaco), 370 nucleotides long. NCBI's taxonomy places the organism in Eukaryota, Metazoa, Chordata, Aves, Musophagiformes, Musophagidae. The record is from RefSeq and is a predicted model, not a curated record.
AAGAACAAUGCCGCGCUGCGGCAGGCAAAACAGGAGAUGCUGGAGUACCGGCACCAGAUCCAGUCCUACACCUGCGAGAUCGAUGCCCUCAAGGGCACGAACGACUCGCUGAUGCGCCAGAUGCGGGAGAUGGAGGAGCGUUUCGCAGGGGAGGCUGGCGGGUACCAGGACACCAUUGCCCGGCUGGAGGAGGAGAUCCGGCACCUGAAGGACGAGAUGGCUCGGCACCUGCGUGAGUACCAGGACCUGCUCAACGUCAAGAUGGCCCUGGACGUGGAGAUCGCCACGUACCGCAAGCUGCUGGAGGGCGAGGAGAGCAGGAUCAGCAUCCCCAUGCACCAGACUUUUGCCUCCGCACUCAAUUUCCGAG